Dovyalis caffra is the source of this 1266-nucleotide messenger RNA. Lineage: Eukaryota; Viridiplantae; Streptophyta; Magnoliopsida; Malpighiales; Salicaceae. The record is from the annotation of a GenBank genome assembly.
AUGGAAAGUAACGGCAGUCACCAUCACCAUCUUAAUCAGAAUCAGAAUUUCAAGUACACUCAGUUUUCUAACGGCGGCGGUUGUGAUUAUCAUAAUUAUGAUGAUAAUCAUUAUGAUAACCCCGACGAUGAGAUAGAUCAAGUUUUGGAAUUUUAUAGUAAUUAUAAUAGCAAAAGUAAUGGUAAAGGGAAGGGUCGGAUUAAAAUACCGUCGCUAUCAUCAACUAAAACAGCAACGACGACUUCGUCUGCUUCUAGCUCCUCAAAUGGUGGUGGCGUUGGAUUUAUUGAACAUCCGGUUUCGAAGCUGGAUACUCUUGCUGGCGUUGCUAUUAAGUACGGGGUGGAGGUGGCUGAUAUAAAGAAGAUGAAUGGCUUGGUUACGGAUCUUCAAAUGUUUGCUCUCAAGUCACUCCAAAUUCCACUACCUGGAAGACAUCCACCCUCUUCUUUCUUAUCAAAUGGUUUUGAUGGCCCAGGACAAAGCAGUUAUGAACGGACCCUGCCACUUGGUUUGCAGUCUGAUCCCUUUGAUUCAUUUCAAUCUUUGAAGCCUAAAUCUUCACAGCGUAAGGUUUCUCCAGCCAUGAGCUCUUUACAAGGUUACUAUGGGCUUCAGCCGAAAGAUCAAAGGGCCACAUCUGAAGGUUUUGAGAUGGCAGUCUACAGGAACGGAUAUUCUCACCAUCUGGAACGUGGCCCGUAUCUUAAACCAUCGCCAGCUUCCCACCCACCUUUGAAUCUCCAUCGGAAAACUAGAAGCUUGGCUAAUGGGUUACUUGACGAGAAAAAUGGAUUGAUUGACAAAUUAUUCCUUGAUGAAGCGAAGGAAGGUGAGUCAGAGAAAUGGAAUGAGAAAUUGGUGAGAAGACGUCAGAAAUCGGAAGCUGAUUUCACUUCCAUCUACUCUGAUCUGCUGAUUAGAGAAGAAAACAGUCCCGCUGUUUUCUCAACAAUUACUGGAAAAGGCUUAGCCCUCAGACCUAAAGCAGGAAACCGCACUACAACAGAUGUAGAGGCAGGUGGUUUGACCUCUGCGCAAUCAGGUCCAGGAGAUUUGGCUGAUGGAUUUCUCAUGGUAAGGAAGUCAUCAAGCACACCUAGUUUGAAUGAUCAAGACGGCAUUAGUUCUUCCAUCUGGUCAACAUCAAAGUGGAGUUUGAAGCCGGAUUUGCAGGUCUUAUCUGCUGCAGCCAUUACUAGACCAAUCUUUGAUGGAUUGCCAAAACCAAUAACUGGUCGGAAAAACAAAACAGCACUUGAUUAG